AGCUGUGGUAGGCGUUACCUCUCUAAAAGUCCUGCAUCAUCCCCGUGACAUGGUUCACUUUUGUUUUGUGUGAACUUUUAGUUCAAGUUGUUCUCUCCUUCCUGCUCAGGGAAUGCAGCCAUUCAAAUAAACAGUCUGUUAUAUACUGGCUUUUUAUAGUGUAAGUCUCUCCCCCGUCUCUCCAAUGCUACUGGGACUACUGAAUGAUCGGCUAUUUUUAUUUUUAGUUGAACCUUUAUUUAACUACAGAACACGGUUUAUGUGACAGACAUGGAUUUGGACCGGGGAGGGAUAUUUCUAGAGAAUAGCACCUAUAACUACGAUGGGGACUAUGUUUAUAAAGAGGAAUGCUCCCCUGAAGAUGGCGUUGGGGUGCGUUUUGGCACGGUGUUCCUCCCAAUGCUAUACUCCCUGACGCUGGUCCUGGGGCUAGUGGGUAACGUGCUGGUCCUGGUGGUUCUGGUCCAGAGGAGGCGGAGCUGGAGCGUGAUGGACACCUUCAUCCUGCACCUGGGCUUGGCCGACACCCUGCUGCUGGUCACCCUGCCCCUCUGGGCUGUUCAGGCCACUGGGGAAUGGAGCUUCGGGACCCCCCUCUGCAAGAUCACUGGAGCCAUGUUCACAAUCAACUUUUACUGUAGCAUCUUCCUGCUGGCCUGCAUCAUUCUGGAUCGCUACCUGUCGGUGGUCCACGCAGUCCAGAUGUACUCUCGCAGGAAGCCCUGGAUGGUGCAGGCCAGCUGCCUGUCCGUGUGGCUCCUCUCCAUCUUCCUCUCCAUCCCAGACUGGCACUUCCUGGAGUCUGUGAGGGACACCAGACAAGACAAACAGGAGUGUGUCCACAACUACCCGUCUCUCUCCCAGUCUGAGUUUGACUGGCGCCUGGCCUCCCGCCUGCUCUACCAUACAGUGGGCUUCCUCCUCCCAUCUGCCGUGCUGCUCUUCUGCUACUCUUGCAUCCUGCUGCAGCUGCAGCGCGGCUCCCAGGGCCUCCAGAAGCAGAGGGCCGUCCGGGUCAUCCUGGCCCUGGUGCUGGUCUUCUUCCUCUGCUGGACUCCCUACAACAUCACCUUAAUGGUGGACACCUUUCAGGGGAGGCCUGGGGAGCCUGUUUCUGGGUCAUGUGAGAACGGGAGGACAGCUCUGGAGAACAGUCUGGUGGUUACGUUCGCUCUAGCCUGCCUGCACGCUUGCCUCAACCCAGUGCUCCAUCUCGGACUGUGUAGAAACUUCCGGCGACGCGUGCUGGAUAUGGUGAGGUGUGUUGAGGGGGUGCAGAACGAUCCGAAACUCUCACUAUGGGAUUCAGGUGUGGUUGAAGACUCACCUGACCAAGCAGAGGAGAUGGGGAUGUUGAACCCAAUGACAACCAUGGGACAGGUACAGUCCACCCAGAGCUGAUGGGUAGGAAGAGGAUCCUAAUGACUAAUAUAGUAUGUCUUCAUGCCUUGAGGGGAAGUUGUAUGGGUCAUGGGUCUGGGGACUGGUGGAUGACCGUAACCUGGGUCAUGGGUCUGGAGACUGGUGGAUGACCGUAACCUGGGUCAUGGGUCUGGGGACUGGUGGAUGACCGUAACCUGGGUCAUGGGUCUGGGGGCUGGUGGAUGACCGUAACCUGGAUCAUGAGAGAAAGACAUGCAUAGUAGAAAGCCCCUUAUGAGGACUGCUUUCUUUGAAUUGCACUUUAAUGGAUAACGCUCAGACUAAAUGUAUAUUUGUAUAAAGUCAGUGGGUUGUCUGAUCUUCACGUUUUGUUUUACCUAUCGAUGUCGUCCGGCUCUGUAGAAUCUGUUGGAAAGAUUCAUGCAUUAAUUAUUCAAACCUAUAUCUAUUGUAUUAUUAUUUUUACAGAGCACUUCACUGAAUGUAAUGGAUUUUAGAGUAAACAAUGUUCUCAGCAGACACAUACAUCAUACAUUUAGAUUUUUACACUCCCCUACAUAUUUAUUUGGAAUGUGAAGCUAAAACAUUUUAUUUGGCUCUAUACUCCAGCAUUUUGGAUUUGAAAUCAAAUGUUUUGUAUUAGGCGAUGGUACAGCAUGUCACCUUUUAUUUGAGGGUGUUUUCAUACCUAUUUGUUUUACUGUUUAGAAAUGAAUGCACUUUAUGUAUCUAGUCCCCCUAUUAGAAGGUGUCAUAAGUAUUUGGACCAAUUCACUUUAGUGUGUUAAAUUUCAUGUAGUCAAAAGUUGAGUAUUUGGUCCCAUAAUUCUAGCACGCAAUGACUACAUCAAGCAUGUGACUCUACAAACUUGUUGGAUGCGUUUUUCAGUUUGUUUUUGUUGUGUUUCAGAUUAUUUUGUGCCGAAUAUAAAUUAAUGGUAAAUAUUGUAUUGUGUCGUUUUGGAGUCACCUUUAUUAUAAAUAAUAAUAAAAUGUGUUUUCUUCUAUAUUAAAAUGGCUACCAUGAUUACGGAUAAUUCUGAAUCAAUCAUGAUUAAUGAUGAGUAAGAAAGUUACAGAUGCACAAAGAUCAUGCCCCCAAGACAUGCUAACCUCUCGCCAUUACCAAUAACAGGGGAGCAUAGGAUUUUCUUAGGAAUAUGAUAUUUAUAUAUCUGUAACUUUCUCACUCAAUAUUAUUCACGAUUCAUUCAUAAUUAUCUGUAUGAAGAAAUCCCAACAUUUUCUCACAGAAUAUUACAUUUUUAGUAGGACUUGUAUAUCCUACUGUUCUAUUGUGUAACUAUAAUGUUAUAUUAAACAAGUAUAUCCUGUUAUUGUAUUAUUCCAUUACUGUGUAUAAUUAAUGAAUAAGAGUAUUUUUACCUUUUUACAACAAUUGUUUCACUUUUGAUUUCCUCAAGUCGGUGUCACAAUAUCCUGUAAAUUGACCCACUCUGGGGAAGCCCGAUGUUGUUUUUACCCUUUCUUUUGACUGGUUUUAAGGUGUCUGACAGCAGCAUGAGACAGGGUUUCCCACUCCGUCCCAGGCAUCCCAGGCUUGAGUUCAUUUCCUUGUUGCAACAGGCUGUUUAGGCCCUUGGCAGGCCUGAUGACACACACAGCCAUGGUUAAUGACAUCAUUGGUCAGAUGGGGUGGGAGAGGGAGACAGUAAUAUUCCUCUUUGUGACCUGUUCUCUUUUCACAGGUCUGUGUCCUCAAUAUCUGUCUGAAUACACCACUGUUUGUUUUACUAAGAGAGGACUGUAGUAGGCAUUGUCAACCAGGUGAAACUGUGGGAGAAGGUAAGAUAAGAGCAAACAGAAAUGAAGGAGGUGGGGAGAGAUGGAGUAGGAGAUAUACUGCUGGUAUCAGCAGCUGCGGUUACCUCGAGGGAAAUGUUCAUCCACUUCUGUAUUGUUAGGCACUGCUCUUUUUCAUAUGAGAGCCAAGGUCCAAACAAGAGGCGUUGGAGACUUCUAGUUUGCAUGCAUAUUCUAGGCUACACCAGCAGCAGUUGUGAUACACUGCGCCUGACAGAAUAGUGCUUCAGUUAUAUUAAAUUCGUGGUGCAUGUCCAUCUCAAUAGUUUAGAAUAAGGACACCUCCUGCUCUAAUCUCAUCUCCUUUCCUCCUUCACUGAUCUGAAGACACAAGAUUAGCUUACAAAAAGCAACAUGGUUAUGCAUACAAACAGUACAUAUCUUAUGGCCCAACCUGGUCUCAGAGCAUUUCGUAUUACUCUGUAUUUAAAUCUGGGACGCUCAAUUUAUUAUGAUAUGUUACGUUUAGUAUGGUAUGUAUUAAUAUGUGGAUGUCCAUCGCACAUUUCGUGAGAUAUGUUACAAAUUAAAAUUGCUAUAUUGUUAUGAAUUUGCAAUAUGUAAAAUAUGUUACGAAUCUGCAAAAUGUUUACUUUAUGAAUUUGCAAAAUGUAAAAUAUAUUAUGAAUUUGCUAAAUGUAUGAUGUGUUACGAAUUCUAGCUAGGUGGCUAAUGUUAGCUAGCUUGCCCUUUCUUAGCUAGGCUUGAGGUUAGGGUUAAGUUUAGGAGUUAGAUUAAAGGGUUAAGGUUAGGGGAAGGGUUAGCUGAAAAGGCUAUGGUUAGGGGAAGCGUUAGCUAACAUGCUAAGUAGUUGCAAAGUAGUUUAAAAGUAGUAUGUAUUUGAAAAGUUGCUAAUAAACUAAAAUGCUACAUUUGUC
Molecule: messenger RNA, 4085 nt
Organism: Oncorhynchus nerka (sockeye salmon)
Lineage: Eukaryota; Metazoa; Chordata; Actinopteri; Salmoniformes; Salmonidae
Product: C-X-C chemokine receptor type 3-like
Exons: 3
Coding region: 271-1401 (376 amino acids)
Biological process (GO): G protein-coupled receptor signaling pathway; immune response; calcium-mediated signaling
Cellular component (GO): external side of plasma membrane; membrane
Molecular function (GO): C-C chemokine binding; C-C chemokine receptor activity
Source: RefSeq, a predicted model, not a curated record